Molecule: messenger RNA, 1221 nt
Organism: Debaryomyces fabryi
Lineage: Eukaryota; Fungi; Ascomycota; Pichiomycetes; Serinales; Debaryomycetaceae
Exons: 1
Coding region: 1-1221 (406 amino acids)
Source: RefSeq, a predicted model, not a curated record
AUGUUUAGCAAUAUAUUUCAUACCAAAGGUAUAGCAACUUCAAAUCCCAAAGGAGGAUUUUCGGCUGAACUCCCAAGUGUUUCCAAGUUCUCAACUCCUACUUCUAAUUUCAAUAAUGAAAAUAUGUCUGACUCGUUUAUGGUGCGUCCUACAACUGCAUUUAUGAAAGUAUUUGAUAAAUUCUCAGCAAUAUCUGGGUUUGGUAACACUUCGGGCAAUAAUGUCGACAACAUCAAUAGCUUUACAAGUGGAGCCAACAAAGACAAAAAACAGAAUAAUAUUCUGGCGGCACAAUUACAAAGUAAGAUAGGUAAGAUCUCAAGACUCGAAAAUAGACUUAUGUCGUUACAGGAUAGUCUCACCAACGACUUGAUUGAUUGGGGUUCAGGAAUUCCUAAUCCUGAUAGUGAGCGUAUGGUAAAAAACUUUAGCAUGUUAUUAGCUGCUCAAAAAGAUUCAAGUGUACUAAUAAUUGAAAAGUUAGACAAGCUAAAGUUGAAUUUGGCAUUUGUGAACGAACGAGAGAAGAAGCAAAAUGACCUACUUGCUGCGAAAACAAAAAUAUUAAAGCAAUUGCGCUACAGCGAAGUGAAAUAUGGUCCAAAUGCGUCCUCAACAACACUCUUAAAAGAAAAAUUGGAAGAAAACGUUUGUAAUUUAGGUGUGGUUGAAAUACAGUACAUAAGAGCUAUAACGAAAAAUUUAAAAGAUGCAUUAAUUGAUUAUUUAUAUGCUUUACAGUCUGUUUCGGCUAAUAUAAGCGAUGCUACUAAUGAUUAUUACGAAAUUCUAUUAUCUUUGGAAUCGGGCCAAGAUUUAGCACGUAAUUCCCCUAGAAAAAUUGGCAACGGAAUGAGUGGUUUGAAUAGGAAGGAUCUUAAUUUCAAUACCUCCAAUUCGUAUGGGCUUCUGAGUAAAUCCGCUAAUGAGGUCGACUACAACCUGCCUAAAAAUAGUGGUUUCCAGGAAAGAAAUAGUCCUAUAAGAAUGACUUCACAAGUUGCUGAUGAUUACCAGAAUUAUUCCAAUUGCGUUGAAUGUCAGAAAAAUAACAAGUAUCACCACAGGCUUAUCACGCCAUGUACACAUAACGGUUCUAACAUUGACCCCAGAACUUCCAAAUCCAUACAUAUGUCGCCUACUCGAAUUUCCCAAGAUAACAUUAGUGUACAAGGAUUUGAAAUAAAAGACGGCUACCUGCCUAGUGAACACUGGAAUUGA